UCGGCAUCAGCCCUGUCACCUGUGCAGAACAGUGAGGCACUGGGACCCUAUCUUUCUGCCAGACUUUUAUCUCCGAAGUUGAAGGUUUCACCAGUGCCAGGUGCUUAGUUCCCACACUGUUGGGAGAACGACGCCUGACCAAGAAACCACUGACGUGUCACCUUUCCAGGCAGAGUCCAAAGCAGAGCCCAUGGCAAGGAGAGGAGACAUCAGGAUAAUGGCGACCUCUGCCUUGUGGUGUCUCUUUUUUUCCCUCCUCACUUGGGGCUGCCCAUCAGGAUGUGCUGAGGAGAGCCCUGCGCCCCAGGACGUCACUGGAGACACAAAGAAACCUGUGCUUUUGAGAGAUAUUGCAGCCACAACAGUCUUCAUCAGUGCUGCUGAGGUGGCCGUCAUUGGAUUCUUCCAGGAAUUAGAGAGGCCAGAAGUUUCGAACUUCCACACUGUUGUAGGAAAAAUCCAGGAGGUGCCGUUUGGACUCAGCACCAACCCCGAGGUCCUGUCUCAUUAUAACAUCACAAGCAAUACCAUCUCCAUCUUUCGCAUGGUGGACGACAAACGUCAAGAUUUGGAACUCACCGAUAGCAAAAAAAUGGAUGCCACCAAGAUGAGCCGUUUCAUUCGGAUCAAUGAGCUGCGACUGGUGACAGAGUACAACCCUGUGACGGCAAUAGGUUUGUUCAACAGUCCAGUCCAGACCCACCUCCUCCUCUUCACAGACAAGACCUCCCAGGACCACACGGAGCAAGUGCGCAGGUACCGGGAGGCAGCGGAACUCUUCCGAGGAAAGAUUCUUUUCAUCCUGGUGGACAGCAAGGUGAAGGGCAAUGAACGUGUGAUAUCAUUCUUCAGCUUGAAGAAGUCCCAGCUGCCAGCUCUGGCUAUAUUCCACACGCCAGAUGAGGAGCGGGAUGUGCUGCCCCUGGGUGAGGUCACAGUAGAGCGUGUGCAGGACUUCUGCAAUGGCUUCUUAGAGAGAAAGCAAAGGAAAGAAGAUCCCAGCCCAGAGGAGAAGACAGAGCUCUGACUCCCAUCUCAAUCACCAGAUAAAACACUGUGGCUCUGCCCAGUGCCACCUGCACUCAGUAUAAGAAGAGUUCACUGUGCCCAACAUCUCUGAAGACCCUGAGACAAUAGGAAUAUGAGGCCAAGUCAACUAUGAUCAACCCUUCUCCAUUCCAUAUACAUAUAUGCUCUUUCUCCUCUCUAGGUAUCUCUCUCUCCUUCUCAAUUGCCAAUUCCACCCUCGCUCAUCUUAAUGCUCCAGGAACCAUGGCACUGUACUGCAUUGGUCCUUCUGGGUUCCCACUGCCUGUUGCCAUAUAUGAGAGCAAGAGGCAAUAUGAUGAAACUGCCGUGUCAAAAACACGCCUUGCAGAAAGUUUAUGCAGAGAUUGGCAGGUCUGUUUCCCUGAUAACUCUGUCUCUGCCCCCUUAAUACAUGGUUCUCUCCCCCCCAUCUGGCACUGGUACCAUGUUGGGGUUCCCUUACACAUCUCUCUGGGUCUAGAAGCUGAUUUGUCGCCUGAGGUCACAUGACCUAUAGCAUUACAUUUUACUAAAUAAAGCAGAAAGUGAAUUCUCUGAAUUUGUGUGAUUUUUUUUUUUAAUUUAAGUAAUAAGCCUAAAUAUCUCUAAAAGAGCAGGUUCAAGUCUCUCUUUUGGCUGAAUUUAAAUAACCUUGCUGUAUCUAACUAGUCAGAUUACUCAGUAAAUAAUGUUCCUCAACUUAUAUUCGGAGUGCCCUAUGUUUGACUUAGAUAUUUCUGUUUUACGAUUAGACUGAGGGCUUCUAUGUGGAGGUCUAGGGCUGGAAUUGCACUUGGUACUACAGGGGUGGGAUUGACGUACGUUGGCACAGCUGCCAGGGAGCGCAGAACUGGAAAAACAAGAAGUGCUGCUAAUUUGGAUUAAGGUACAAAGGCAGAACUAGGUGGGAACCAAAGACUACAAUGGAGUGAUGUGUUG
Chelonia mydas (Green sea turtle) is the source of this 1968-nucleotide messenger RNA. It is a transcript of the gene ERP27, whose product is annotated as endoplasmic reticulum protein 27. Lineage: Eukaryota; Metazoa; Chordata; Testudines; Cheloniidae. The transcript has 7 exons. Gene Ontology annotation, biological process: protein folding; response to endoplasmic reticulum stress. Gene Ontology annotation, cellular component: endoplasmic reticulum. Bases 191 to 1027 code for a protein of 278 amino acids. The record is from RefSeq and is a predicted model, not a curated record.